AUGGCGGCAUUGAUAAGGACAGUGGCGACGCUGACGACGUUGGCGUGCGUGGCGUACGCGGCGUUGUUGGGGGGGAAGACGGAGGUCACGGACGUGAAGACGAACAAGGAGGUGCAGGAUCUGGGGCAUUUCUCUGUGGAGGAGCACAACCGGAUGAUGAAGCAGGCGCUGAAGGGGAUGGCGGAGGAAAUGAAGUUCGUGGAAGUGGUGGAGGCGCAGAAGCAGGUGGUGUCUGGGACCAAGUACUACCUCAAGAUUUCGGCCACGCAGACUGGCCGUCCUGUAAUGUUCGAUUCCGUUGUGGUCGUUCAGCCUGGCCUUGGUUCCAAAGAUCUUCUUUCUUUUGCCCCUUCCUCGCGAUAA
Molecule: messenger RNA, 363 nt
Organism: Sphenostylis stenocarpa
Lineage: Eukaryota; Viridiplantae; Streptophyta; Magnoliopsida; Fabales; Fabaceae
Source: the annotation of a GenBank genome assembly